Molecule: messenger RNA, 2065 nt
Organism: Chara braunii
Lineage: Eukaryota; Viridiplantae; Streptophyta; Charophyceae; Charales; Characeae
Source: the annotation of a GenBank genome assembly
CACGUCAGCAGUGCCAUGUCAGCAGCAGCGCCACGUCAGCAGUGCCCUGCCACCAUGACGGUCUCAGUUCUGGGCAUGCCAGGCCAACUGGCCAAUGAGUCCAUUGCCGAGUACAGACAGCGGGCAGCAACAGCUGAAAAGCAGCGGCUUCAAGCCGAAGCAGAAGCAGAUACCCAGGCACGCCGCAAGGAGGCCCAGGAUCUGCUACAGCGGCAUGAAGCCACCAGCAUCAAAAAGCUCAAGUUCUGGCAUUUUGAACCAUCUGAGCAGCACGAAGACGCGACACCGGAGGAACAGCACAAGGAGUUCCUUGCCAAACUCAUGACCCGGUUGGUUUACACUUGUAACCACCUGCCGUCUGAGCUGGUGAAUCUCCGACGGGCGGUGCGGAACCACAAGGAUCUGCACGAGGAUGCUACACGGGCACUUGAUUCCCGUGUACAGGACUUGGAGCAAGUUGCACCAAGACCAGAUGCUGGCGAGUCCAGCAGUACMCCCUCUACCCGCCAAUUGGAGGAACGAGUUGACCACGUCGUCGCAAUGCUCGGCGACAUCAGCACCUUCGCUGCACCAGCCACCAUCAGCAAGCAGCUAGACACCUUGAAGACCGAGGUUCAGCAGCUGCACCAGCUGCCCAACAAGGAUGGCAACACCACGCAGCACUACAAGAUGCCGACAUUCCGCAUCGAAAAGUUCGAUGAUUAUACGCAUCAAGACCCGGUCCCCUGGUGGGAGGGCUUUACGACGGAACUUCGGAUUCUUUUCGUCCCCGAGCACUCGUACAUCAGCGCGCUGUUCCUCAACUCAAAGGGCGGAUGCCAGAUCUGGCUUAGCCACCUGGCAACCAUCCACGGCGUCAACGUCGCCGAUCUGCACACGAAGAUACCUUGGGCAGAUCUGACGAAGCUAUGGAAGAAGCGGUUCAUCGUGGACGACGCCCCGGCACUCGCCAUCAACCGCCUCUUCGCUAUGACGCAAGGCAACACAUCGACACGCGACUGGCUCACGGAAUGGCAAAAGACCGCGGCGACGCCCGAUCUCGAAUUGCCAUUUUCGCAUCUGCGCCGGGAGUUCUACAACCGGUCAUGUGCCGCCUUGAGCCUUGCACUUGGUGAUCGUGAGCAAUACGCGGCCUUCGCCGAAAUUAUCGACAAGGCAAGGGAGAGUUUCCUAAUGGCAUCGAACUAUAUCUUCAACCAGAGAGAUAGAAUGGUUGUUGGGCAUAUAGCCUCUGAGGAUCCUACUCGAUAUCACCAACUCGAGAUCCUGCAGGAGGACCGCUACAAGACCGCGUUUAAGACGCGAUAUGGGCAUUUUGAAUGGCUGGUUAUGCCUUUUGGCCUUACGAAUGCCCCGGCCACAUUCCAAGCGGCUAUGACAACGGAGUUCCGACACAUGCUGGAUAGAUUCGUACUCAUCUACCUCGACGACAUCUUGGUGUACAGCCGAAGUUUGGACGAGCAUGUGGAGCACCUGCGCACCAUUUUGGAGCGGCUACGACAAGCCAAGUACAAAGCCAACCGCGACAAAUGCGAAUUCGCGCGGCAAGAGGUGGAGUACUUGGGACAUUAUGUGACGCCGCAAGGCAUCCGUCCGCUCGCGGACAAGAUCGAGGCCAUCCACGUAUGGCCCGAGCCCACCAACACCACGGACGUUCGUUCAUUCAUGGGGUUGGCAGGCUACUAUCAACGCUUCAUCACCGGGUACUCAAGGAUAGCCGCACCUAUGACGAGAUUACAAUCGCCAAAGGUGCCAUUCGUAUUCGAUGACGAUGCACACCGGUCAUUCCAAGCACUCAAGACGGCCAUGCUCAUGGCACCCGUCCUUAGCAUCUACGACCCCACCCUGCCAACGAGAGUGACAACCGACGCUUCCGGCUAUGGCAUUGGGGCAGUCUUGGAACAACACGACGGCGACGACAAGCACCCCGUGGAGUAUUUCAGCCACAAAGCCUCCCAUCAAUUCACUUGAUGAUGCAAGGAAGAUGGAGCUGCUCGCAUUCGUGAUGGCUCUCAAGCGAUGGCGGCACUUCCUCCUUGGGCGUCGUAGGUUCACAUGGAUCACG